GUUUUUCUUACAUCUAUAAAUGUUUGGAAAUUUAGAAUUGUAGAGGGGCUCUAUAUUGGUACAUCUAUACACACAGAAAUUUCAGAAAAGUGAAUUUCAAACAGUAGCAAACCAAAUUUUCAAGUGUAUCAGUGUUUGGGCAACAAGAAAAUUAUUUGAUAUGCGGAACAUUGGCAACAAGAUAAUUUGAUUUCUUAGUGAUUACAGCUAAGGUAUGAAAGACAAUGGUUUCUUUGAAAAUAUAAACACAAAUGGCGUUGGUACUGAGGUUUGGAAACAUCGUAACAACAUCUUUUUGUCUUUCUAGCUACUUUGUCUUGCUUUCACCUUACAUUCUCGGAUAUUUCUAAAAAUUAGGAAAUAGUCUGCUACAGCUAGUUUAAUUGUUUUCAGUUUAGAGCACUAGGCCGAUAGUACUAUGGUGCUUGAGUUUGAGUAGAUGUUAUCAGAAUGCAGAUACAUAUAUGUAUGAAUUUUAAUAUGGACCCCCUUUAGCGUUUAUGUUUCAAGUUGACGAGAUGGGAAGGAUGUGUGGAGAAAGGUAGGAGAAAUGAUGGAGGAAGAAUACGUCUUAAACAAACUAAAAUCUGAAAGCAACUGAAAGUGUUUCUUUUCUUUUUGUUUUUUGUUUCUUGUUUUUGUUUUAUGUAUUCUGGCAUCAUCUUUUCCACCUUUCUUCCUCAUUUGUCUCACAUUUCUUUCCAAUGUUCUAUCCGUGUCCUUAAUUAAUAAGAACAUGAAAAGUAUAUAUUCAAUGUAAUCAUCAUUAUGUAAGUUUCCUAGCUUGUAUAAGUUGAGGCUGGAUGCUCAAAACAUUGAUCAUCAUCAAAUUAGUCAGCACUUGCCUCAUAAAGCAAGUAUCCAAGCAGUUGGUCUUAACUUCUCUGCAUCUUUGAUCUGAGUCUGAGUCUCUUUCUAUUCCUCAAGGCAUAUUGCCAUUGCCAUAUGUCUCUUGAACCUACCAUCUCUAGCUAUCAAUAUCUUCUUUCUUUUGUUAAUUUGCUGUCAUCUGUAAUCAAAGGUUAGAAAAUCUAGGCAAAAUUGUAUGCAGUAAUUGUAGAUUGCUUGGAACCUCUUUCAGAUGGCUCUGAGCGGCCAAAGAGCCUCAACAUCUGUUCCCUUAUCUUUUUCAUGGAAAUUUGAUGUGUUCUUGAGUUUCAGGGGGGAAACGCGCAAGACUUUUACAGAGCAUUUAUACAAUGCAUUGCAGAGGCGAGCAAUCAAAGUCUUCUGGGACCUUCAACUUGAGAAAGGCACAACUAUCUCUUCAGAGCUCAUGACUGCCAUUGAAGAAUCAAGGUAUGAAACCAAGUUUAUCAAAGAAAUUGUAGAAUCAUUGUAUAACAAACUGGUAUGUGCUGGGUGCAACAGCAGGAUUGACAAUGGCCUUAGUUGCUGGGAUUUGGCAUCAAAAAUGUCUUCUCUGCAAACAUUGCAAUCUUCCAUUUUCUGAUCUAGAGUUUUGGGAGUGUGGGUUCACCCUUACCACAAACGCUGCUAUGAGCUACAAUGUUAUGUUUGUAAGAGAUCUAACGAGGAAAUUCAGAUGGUCAAGUUGAGUAUAUGGAACAUCCAUACUGGCGACAAAGAUAUUGCCCCUCCCAAGAUGGCGAUGGGACUCUUAGGUGCUGUAGCUGUGAAAGAUUGAAGCCAAGGGACUCGACAUAUUAUGAGCUCAAUGAUGAUCUGAAGCUAUGUCCAGAUUGUAAAUAGUUAUCAAUUAUCAAUACUGAUAAUGGAUGCCAAUCCGUUUACCUUGAAGUACAAAAUUUUUUAAGAAAUUAAAUAUAAAAGUACAGAAGAUUCCUCAGCGGUUGGUCAGACAAGAAAUAAACUAGGCCAUGAAGGGAAAAAAAUGAUGGUCCUGAUCGCCACUUGCCAGUAAUAACAGCAGUCAGCUUGUUAGAAGAACAUACUAUUACCAACUGUAUUUUCUGGAGGCCAGGGAAGCUUCGCUGUAAAGUAAAAGAAACUAUCAUCUGGUAUGGCCUUCCUAGGAUGUUGACAGGGUCACUUCUAGCUCAACAGAUGAUAAGUGCAUGGCUAAGGCUUAAAGGUUAUCCCAACUUGUGCCCUGAGCUUGAAAAAGGAAUCUGCCAAUAUUUGGCACAUAGGUGGUUGGAGUAUUCUAAUUCUGAUUCAUCUAGAAAAUUAGCUGAGGUUGAGCAGAAGCUUUUCAUAUUUAGGAAAGUAAAAAUUGAGUCAGAUUGUGGAGAAGCAUUCUGACCGCAAAGGAAGCGGUGCACAAGCAUGGUCUACAUAUGACACUCAAAACAAUUUGAAUGACAGGAAAGUUUCCAUCUGUGAAGUACUGAUAAAUAGGUAUAUAGUUCUUAGUUCUUACCGUGUAAAUCCACGCAUUGUCCUUUUGUGCUCUUGUAUUUAUACUUUCUGGUAAGAAAUCUUGUGAUUUUCAUCUGGACAUGACCUUUUUUUUCAGUCUUGGUGAUGGUUGCUUAUGAUCUUCAUUUGAGUCUUGCAUUGUUGCUUCUGUUAUCUUCAUGAUGUUCUGGCAAUGAUUUGUCCCUAUUGUUCCUGCUUAUAUUGUUGUAAUUCUGUUUUGCUUGUAUCCUUCACUCUUUUUCUGUCUCUUCGAAUAAAUGGAUGGAUUAAAGUCUUUCUUCUAGAUAGAAACCGAGCAAUGGAAUGGAUGGGGGAUUUAUUUUCAGUUUUACUCGUUGGUCUAUAUCUGGAAAUGGAGGAACUUGAGUAUAUUUGAUUUUCCUUCUCCUUUCUUGCACUAAAUCAAUAAUUUAGCACUAUGCCUUGGAAAUGUUUGCUACUGCUUCAAUUAGUUCUAAGACUUGAAGAACUUAA
Messenger RNA from Rosa rugosa (rugosa rose), 2817 nucleotides. RefSeq names its product disease resistance protein RUN1-like. Bases 1082 to 1453 code for a protein of 123 amino acids. Gene Ontology annotation, biological process: signal transduction. The record is from RefSeq and is a predicted model, not a curated record. The transcript is spliced from 2 exons. NCBI's taxonomy places the organism in Eukaryota, Viridiplantae, Streptophyta, Magnoliopsida, Rosales, Rosaceae.